AUGGAGAGGGAUGACGAGUGGGAUCGAUCGGAGAAGGGCGAGCUCGAUCAUGAGCUCGAUGAUGAAGAGGAGGAAGAGGAGGAUCGAUCUAGCGAGUUUGUAUCUUCAUUCAAGCGCAUGAUGCCCGUCGUUGCGGCAGAUGGCCCUGCCCUUGGCUCAUCCGGCAGCGCUCCGUUCAUGGCGGUUCAUCAAAUCUUGGCUAUGCCGUCCUACCUCAGCCAUACUGCUCCGACUCUGCCACAGCUUGUGGACGAUGACGAUUCGAUCAACGAUGGACCCCAACCUCCUGCACCAGCCCUGGACGAGGUGCAUCAAUCCAACAUCAACUUCUUCAACCUUCCGCAGCUCCUCCAGCCAUCGCCCGCUCGACGAGAUCAAACCUCUUCUUCAACGCAGACUACAUCAUCAUCCACAUCUCCAUCUUCAUCUUCCGCUACGCCAUCGAACACGACCACGACCGCUGCCACGGGUGGGCCGCGCCCUGGUCUGUUCGUGGCCACGUUCUAUGGCAACGAUCGCGACGUAGUCGCCCUGCUCCAGGCCGGCGCCGAUCCCAACCAAACGGACAAGCACGGGUGGACGCCACUCGCUCUCGCCGCGUCACGCGGUGACAAGAAGGUGACGUGGGUGCUGCUCAAUUGGAACAAGGUCAAGGGCGGCCCGCUCGCCGAUCCCAACAUACGCGACAACGAAGGCUGCACCGCACUCCACCGGGCCGCGUUCGUGCAGAACGAGGACAUCAUGAAAAUGCUAAUCGCCGCCGGAGCGGACGUGAAUGUGCACGACGACAACGGAGAGACGCCGCUCCACCUUGCUGCCGAACGCGACAACGCCUACCUGAUCUCCCAUCUGCUCCAGUACGUGGGACCUUCGCUUUGCGCAUUGAAUACCACUCAAGCCCACCACUCUCUGCUCAUGGUCGACCUCGUUGACACGCUGCACACGCUGCACAGAGCCGGCGCCGAGAUUGAUGCUCGGGAUCGGGAUGAGCGUACCGCGCUCCACUUUGCCGCGAUUGCCGGUGGCGAGGAGGCCUGCCACGCGCUCAUACGACGAGGCGCCGACCCCCACGCCCAGGACGUCGACCGCGAGACUCCGCUCCACGCGGCCUGUGAGCACAACCAGAACGUUGUGGCCCGGGCCCUCGUGCUGGGCUACCAGGUGGCCGUCAACGCGCAGUCCAAACAGAGGAAGACGCCCCUACAUCUAGCGGCGGCGAGGGACAACUACGACCUGUGCGAGUUGUUGCUCGAGAACGGGGCCAAUGUGAACGCGCGCAUGCGCAACGGGCGAACCCCGCUACACUACGCAGCGGCCAAGGGCUUCGUGCGGGUCACGGCGCUACUGCUGCGCCACGGGGCCAACACGGAGAUCAGAGACGCUCGGGGGAAGGGCAAGACGGCCGCAGAGUGGGCGGCGAUCAAGGGCCACCUCGAAGUCGAGGCUCUGUUUUCGGCGACCAACGCCGCCCCGGAGGUGGAGGAACGCUCCGACGAUGAUGACGAAGAGGGAACAACGAGCAUCGCCGGCAUGCGGCGCACUGGAACUGCGCAGGCGAUCGACGUCGAAGAGCCCGGCGUCAGGGCUGCAGAAGAAGAGGUCGACCAGCAGGACUGGCGAUACUGGCGGCUGCCCGUGGACUCAGUGGUCAGCGACCACGAGGCCGACCUCUAG
Molecule: messenger RNA, 1674 nt
Organism: Acanthamoeba castellanii str. Neff
Lineage: Eukaryota; Discosea; Longamoebia; Acanthamoebidae
Product: ankyrin repeatcontaining protein
Exons: 6
Coding region: 1-1674 (557 amino acids)
Molecular function (GO): protein binding
Source: RefSeq, a predicted model, not a curated record